AUUUCACCAUAAAAAAAAAGUAAAGAAAGUAACUUAUGUCUUCUUUCCCCUUUGAGCAGUCUCCAUUGAUAUCUCAUGAACAACAAAAGACAACUUUAUGGAUGGGAGAAUUAGAACCAUGGAUGGACGAGCAGUACAUUCAACAAUUAUGGUUUAACCUGAACGAGAAGGUUAUGGUGAAAGUCAUCAGAGACAAAGUGACUGGUAUCAGUGCAGGUUAUGCUUUUGUGGAUUUUGGUACUGCGGCAGGUGCCAGAUUAGUCAUGAAUAAACUUAAUGGUGUCAUGAUGCCUAAUUCGCUCAAACAAUUCAAACUUAACUGGGCCUCAGGUGGUGGUCUUAUUGACAGAAGAGAGGAUAGACAGCCAGAGUAUUCUAUAUUUGUGGGUGAUUUAAGCCCUGAAAUCACAGAGAUGGAUCUUUUGUCUAUAUUUCAGUCUCGUUACGUUUCUUAUAAAUCAGCGAAGAUUAUGACCGAUCCACGAACGGGUAUUACUCGUGGAUAUGGAUUUGUACGAUUUGCAGAACAAAUGGAUCAACAAAGGGCUUUAAUUGAAAUGCAAGGCUAUUUCAUUGGUUCGCGUGCUAUUCGUGUAUCAGUGGCGACCCCCAAGAACCGAACAUCGCAAAUGGCAUUCUCUGCAGCUUCUACAGCACCUUCUUCACUCAUGACAUCGCCUAAUAAAUCACCUAUUCAAUCACCCUCUCUCCAUCAUCAUUUGGAUUCGAGCAACACGACAGUAUUUGUAGGUGGGUUAUCUGCUCCUAUUCGUGAAGAUGAAUUAAGACAAUACUUUCAACAUUUUGGCGACAUUGUUUACGUGAAGAUUCCUCCAGGAAAAGGAUGUGGCUUUGUUCAAUAUGUUUCACGUACUAGUGCCGAAUUGGCCAUUCAACAAAUGAACGGAUAUCAAAUUGGCAAUUCACGUAUUCGUUUAUCGUGGGGACGAUCUCAAAAUGAAAAGAUUGCAAGUCCAGUGAGUCCAGUGAGUCCAAUGAAUAUGAUGAACGUCUUACCUUCUUCAUUGUAUAACAAUACAAUGUAUCCCACCUUUUCAUCUGUAACACCACCUGUAUCAACAUCAUCAUCAGCAGCGCAGAUGCUUAACAUGCCACAACAGCAAAAACUUCUUAACAAUCGAACGCAACAGGACAUGUUAUUACAGCACCAUCUUGAUCUUUUGCGACAACAAGAAUACCAGCAACAACAGCAACAAUUACAGCAACAACAUCAACAACAACAACAACAACAGCAGCAGCAUCAGCAGCAGCAACAACAACAACAACAACAACAACAGCAGCAGCAGCAUCAGCAAAAUAUACUCUCUUUGAAACAAGAACAGUUUUCGAUUCAUCAUAAACAAACGUUUAUGCCAACUUAUGAUUCGGAUUUAAACUUCUUACCUCCUGACGAUUCAACCACCGAUGAUAUGUUUGCUUCGUUGCUAGGCAACCCAAGAAGUAAUGAUCGCAAGGUUAACUGGAGACUAAACCAAAUCUAUGCUCAAUAAGUCCCACACACACACACACACACACACUCACCAUUCUUACUUAAUUUUUUCUAUUAUUAUAUACUAUAUUAUUAUUAUUUCAUUUGUUUUCUCUACCUACCUACCCCCACCCCACCCCCUUUUUUUAUUCAUGUAUUUUCCCCUCUUCCCUCAGUACCUUAUUUUCGCAUACUUUUUUUUUUCUUUUUUUUUUCUUCAUUUAAUACAAUUUAUAUAAAAUAUAUUUCUAUUCUUUUUAACCCUCCCAUUAA
Mucor mucedo is the source of this 1762-nucleotide messenger RNA. RefSeq lists its product as uncharacterized. Bases 36 to 1511 code for a protein of 491 amino acids. Gene Ontology annotation, cellular component: cytosol. Gene Ontology annotation, biological process: mRNA splice site recognition. The record is from RefSeq and is a predicted model, not a curated record. The transcript is spliced from 5 exons. Gene Ontology annotation, molecular function: mRNA binding. Lineage: Eukaryota; Fungi; Mucoromycota; Mucoromycetes; Mucorales; Mucoraceae.